Acanthisitta chloris (rifleman) is the source of this 1509-nucleotide messenger RNA. RefSeq names its product cysteine conjugate-beta lyase 2 (gene KYAT3). Gene Ontology annotation, biological process: biosynthetic process. Gene Ontology annotation, cellular component: cytoplasm; mitochondrion. The record is from RefSeq and is a predicted model, not a curated record. Lineage: Eukaryota; Metazoa; Chordata; Aves; Passeriformes; Acanthisittidae. The transcript is spliced from 13 exons. The coding region runs from base 1 to 1281 and encodes 426 amino acids. Gene Ontology annotation, molecular function: L-kynurenine:2-oxoglutarate transaminase activity; pyridoxal phosphate binding.
AUGUUUUGUGCUUCACGAAACUUCUGUUGCCAUGGCAUUAGAACAUUCCAACUACGAACAGAUUUGCUUUCCAGAUCCAUCAAACACUCAGCCUCUGCAACAAUGGCCUUCAGACACAAAAACACAAGCCGAAUUGAAGGCCUUGACAGCAAUGUGUGGGUUGAAUUUACAAAAGUGGCAGCAGAUCCCUCAAUUGUUAAUCUUGGUCAAGGCCUUCCAGAUAUAUCCCCUCCCAGCUAUGUUAAAGAAGAGUUGGCAAAGGUAGCAGCAGUUGACAAACUGAACCAGUACACACGAGGCUUUGGACAUCCAUCACUGGUGAAGGCCUUGUCUCAGGUGUAUGAGAGAGUUUGUGGAAGAAAGAUUGAUCCUCUCACAGAUAUCCUGGUGACCGUGGGAGCUUAUGGAUCUCUCUUUAGUACAAUACAGGCAUUAAUUGAAGAGGGAGAUGAAGUGAUAAUAAUAGAGCCAUUUUAUGACUGUUAUGAGCCAAUGGUAAAGAUGGCAGGUGCAAAGCCUGUUUUUAUCCCGCUGAGAUGUGUGACAAUUAUUCUGAAUACCCCACACAACCCUAUAGGCAAGGUGUUUACUCGUGAAGAACUCCAAGUAAUAGCUGAUCUCUGUAUUAAACAUGAUACCCUGUGCAUCAGUGAUGAGGUGUAUGAGUGGCUGGUGUAUAAAGGAAAUAAACACAUUAAAAUAGCUACGUUGCCAGGUAUGUGGGAGAGAACAGUAACUAUAGGAAGUGCUGGGAAGACAUACAGUGUAACUGGCUGGAAGCUUGGUUGGUCCAUUGGCCCUGAGAACCUGAUUAAGCAUUUGCAAGUUGUUCACCAAAACACACUCUAUACUUGCCCAACUCCAUUACAGGAGGCUUUGGCACAAGCAUUUUUGAUAGACUAUAAACGCAUGGAUGACCCAGAGUGCUAUUUUUACUCGCUGUCUCGAGAGCUGGAAAGCAAACGUGAUCGAAUGGCUCAGCUGCUUAAAGAAGCUGGACUAACUCCUGUCAUUCCUGAUGGAGGAUACUUCAUGAUUGUUGAUGUUUCUACAUUAAAUGUGGAUCUCUCUGACAUAGAUGAGAAACAACCUUAUGAUUAUAAAUUUGUCAAAUGGAUGAUAAGAUCUAAGAAGCUGUCAGCAAUUCCUCUUUCAGCAUUCUGUGGUCCUGAGACAAAGAAACAGUUUGAAAAGUAUAUACGUUUUUGCUUCAUUAAGAAAGACAGCACACUAGAUGCAGCUGAAGUGAUCCUGAAGAACUGGAAUAAGCAGACAGCCUGAUUUUUCUUAUUAGCUCUUCCAUAUGGUAUAAUUAUCUAAUAAUAGGGUUUUUUAUUGGAAAUUUAAGAUUGAAUUACUUAAUACAGUACAGAAUUAAUAUUGCAUUGUAAAUAACUUUGUGCUGCCACCUGCUGAGGAGUUAAAACAAUGAUUUACUGAAGUAUGUCCCAUGCAACUCAGAGGUUAUUUUUAGUCUUUUAAAAAUAAUUUACUUUUUUUCCUAUAAAA